CCUCCCCUCGGCCCCGUUCCACUCUCAUCACCUCUGCCCCAACACGUUGGGGACUCAGGCUCACGGCGUUUCAGAGAAUUCUUUUGAAUUUCUCCUUUUUAUUGAUCUUAUAAUUUUUUGUUUAGUUUUUGAAGCCGAAGAGGGAUGGGAUCGGAGCUAAUAUACAGAGGCCAUGAGACUCAGCUUGCUUCAGAUUCCUAUUCACCUAAACCGGUUAAACCAUGGGCCUCUGUCACGCGCGUGGUCCGGUACAUGCUCCGGGAGCAGCGCCUCCUCUUUGUGCUCGUAGGCAUUGCCAUAGCCACUCUGGUCUUCAACGUCUUCCCGGCCUCGCGUGCUGCGCACGGCCCCCACCUCCACUCCACCACCCCGCUCCUUGAUUCUAUCCCCUACUUCCCCAUCGAGACCCAAAACAAGUUCUCCUAUGCACACCGGCUCGGGUUCGGGUCGGGCAAUCCAACCGGUAAGAUUCCGUUGGGGCUGAAGCGGAAGGGGUUGAGAAUCGUCGUAACGGGUGGAGCUGGGUUCGUGGGGUCGCACCUCGUGGACCGUCUGAUAGCGAGAGGAGACAGCGUGAUCGUGGUCGAUAAUUUCUUCACCGGAAGGAAGGAGAACGUCAUGCACCAUUUCGGGAACCCCAACUUCGAGCUUAUCCGCCACGACGUCGUUGAACCUUUACUCUUGGAAGUUGACCAGAUCUACCAUCUCGCUUGUCCUGCUUCUCCAGUCCAUUACAAAUUUAACCCCGUCAAAACUAUCAAGACAAAUGUGGUGGGAACACUAAACAUGUUAGGGCUGGCAAAAAGAGUUGGUGCCAGGUUCUUAUUAACCAGUACCAGUGAAGUAUAUGGAGAUCCUCUACAACAUCCUCAGAAAGAAACUUAUUGGGGCAACGUUAAUCCCAUCGGUGUCCGAAGCUGCUACGAUGAGGGAAAGCGUACUGCCGAGACGUUGACAAUGGACUAUCACAGAGGGGCCGGAGUUGAGGUUAGGAUAGCCAGAAUUUUCAAUACUUACGGACCUCGUAUGUGCAUCGAUGAUGGUCGUGUUGUUAGCAACUUUGUUGCUCAGGCUUUAAGGAAGGAGCCUUUGACUGUGUAUGGUGAUGGGAAGCAGACAAGGAGUUUCCAAUAUGUUUCUGAUCUGGUGGAGGGUCUCAUGCGUUUAAUGGAAGGAGAACAUGUUGGACCUUUUAAUCUUGGAAACCCGGGCGAAUUCACUAUGCUUGAGCUUGCUGAGGUGGUACAAGAAACAAUAGACCCGAAUGCGAAGAUAGAGUUCAGGCCAAACACAGAAGAUGACCCGCACAAGAGGAAGCCUGAUAUCUCAAGAGCCAAAGAGUUGCUUGGUUGGCAACCCAAGGUCUCCCUCCGAAAGGGUCUCCCUCUAAUGGUUUCAGACUUCCGACAACGUAUCUUUGGUGAUCACAAGGUCGGCAGCAGCAGCACCACCACCAACGACUCAUCAUCUUAAGAUGGCCUAUAUACUCUUCUCACAGACAGAGCGAUAAAAAUAUAUAAUGGUUAAGAGGAAAAGAGCUUGCCGUUGUCUUUUCCCUAUUGAAACAAUUAAUAUUGUAGUGUAUCUUUAUGAUAGAUGUGGGAUGGAGUUUUUUAUUUUUUAUUUUUGACAUUUAUUUGUUUGCCAUCUUUGUAGCUUCAAUGUUUCUUGUCCCUUUUUAAGAGUUGUAGUUUUACUGUGAGCUUUCCGGAUCUAAAAAAGGUUGAUAUUUUCCCCAA
Messenger RNA from Gossypium arboreum, 1739 nucleotides. Its product is annotated as UDP-glucuronic acid decarboxylase 2-like. The record is from RefSeq and is a predicted model, not a curated record. Gene Ontology annotation, molecular function: UDP-glucuronate decarboxylase activity; NAD+ binding. Lineage: Eukaryota; Viridiplantae; Streptophyta; Magnoliopsida; Malvales; Malvaceae. Gene Ontology annotation, cellular component: cytoplasm. The coding region runs from base 145 to 1473 and encodes 442 amino acids. Gene Ontology annotation, biological process: D-xylose metabolic process. The transcript is spliced from 7 exons.